Hibiscus syriacus is the source of this 1472-nucleotide messenger RNA. RefSeq names its product protein SMG7L-like. The record is from RefSeq and is a predicted model, not a curated record. Bases 313 to 642 code for a protein of 109 amino acids. The transcript is spliced from 4 exons. Gene Ontology annotation, molecular function: telomeric repeat DNA binding; protein binding; telomerase RNA binding. Gene Ontology annotation, biological process: nuclear-transcribed mRNA catabolic process, nonsense-mediated decay. NCBI's taxonomy places the organism in Eukaryota, Viridiplantae, Streptophyta, Magnoliopsida, Malvales, Malvaceae. Gene Ontology annotation, cellular component: telomerase holoenzyme complex.
CUACUCUAUAAGCACAUUGAUGAGUUCCGCAAUAGACGAAAAGUAGCGCAGCUAAUUCAGAAUUUACAACACCUGUAACGGGCUCAAGUGGUUUCGACGACAAAUAUAUAGAAGGGUUUAAGUCAUUUCUUCUAAAUGCUACUGAAAUUUACAAAAAGUUAAUUGAGAAAAUCCAAAGUUAUUAUGUACUUCCCAAAGAAUCUUCAUCCUUUAAAAAGGGCGGCAUUGAUGCUUCUGUUGAACCGACAAAAUCGCCGAAACACGACUUCUUAUGUCAUCAGUUUUUAAUGUCUUGGGGAUCUUGCUACAAAUAUGGAACAAGUUGAAAAAUCUAGCGUCGUCCAGCAUAAUUGGUCAGUUGCAGCCACCUACUACUUGGAAGAUGCAAGGGCAUGGCCAGAUAGUGGAAACCCCCAAAAUCAGUUGGCAGUACUGGCAACAUAUGUGGGUGAUGAGUUUCUUGCUCUAUAUCAUUGUGUAAGAAGUUUAGCCGUAAAAGAACCUUUCCCAGACGCCUGGAACAAUCUCAUUUUACUAUUUGAAAGGAACAGGUCAUCUGAUUUGCAUUCUCUUUCAAGUGACGCGGAAUUUGAUUUCCUAAAUCCAUUUGAAAGAAGUGAUUCUCUAGUUAAAUCAGAAUAGAGUGAAAAGAUUUCACUGGACAAUCUGUUGAAGGAUGCGAAUGAUCAUUAUGGAACGAAUUUCUGGCCACUUCUUAUUCGAACACUAAGUUUCUUCUUCUUAAAAUCCAGUUUGGAGGACUUUCCUUGUGCUUUUGCAUCUAUGAUGGGAGUGUUCGUUGCGAUGAUGGCUUUAGAUGAUACAAAGCUGAGAGCUAUGUUGGAGUCUUAUCGGCUUAUGGAUUUGACUAGAACUGGCCCUUUACGAGCACUUCAAGUUUCCAUUUUCAUCUGUCUUCCAUAAUCUAAUCAGUAACCCCGAAUUGCAAGGGUCGAAAGACGGGAAAAUUAAGCAUUAUCUAGAAUUGGUACAAUUUGCAUUGACUGCUACAUUCAUUUUCAUGGGACGUGUUGUAUACUGGUGUUUGAAGGCGAAUAGUUUGGCCUCGUGUCCCCUUCUACUUCCGUACUUGUUUUUGUCGAGUGGCUGGUGAGCAUGCUUGAUGAAGUUGAAGCACAUGGAGUGGAUGAGAAAACUGAAAGCUCGGUUUCGUAUUUUUUCGCUGCUUUUAUCUAGCUCUUGCAGCAAUUCGAUGUUAGUGUUGUAAUUGUGUCUGGUGUCAGAACUGCACUAUGGGAAGACUACAAGUUGAGGGGAUUUGCACCAUUAGCUCAACUACAUGUUUCAUUAGAUUUCUCACCAACGGGAUCAGGUAGACAGUUACGAAAGUGGGAUUGAAUGCUGUAUGAAGCGUAUAGACAAUGCUGCGAUGAAGAUUGCAAGCAGAUCAAAUGGUUCCUAUAAAUGGAUCACCGAUAAUAGUUUGCGACUGAAAUUGUACUCGAAAGAUG